AUGGCUCCUAUCCUCAACUUUCACGCCGGCUCGCUCCCCAGCUUUGCGCUGCGUCUCAAGUCGGACGACUCGCUCGAGAGCCUCAAGACUCGUGCCGCAAAGAAGAUCCGACUCCACCUUGGCGAUGGCAUCCCACUCGUGAUCAAGUACGGCUGGUCUGGCCAGAGCUACACCCUCGAGGACUCGGACGACUUCGAGAUCUUCCUUGAACGAUUCGGCAACGCAAAGGAGGCUGACCUCUACCUCGAAUCCCCCGAGAUCCCCACACACGGCAACGACGCUCACUCGACCGACGGUGCCAAUGACGGCCCCAACGUGCCCGUUGUCGACGACUCGACCCUGGUGCACCGCACUCCCGGCCGUGGCAAGAGCGGCGCGGUCAGCAUUCACCGCGUCUCCGCACCCCACGUUCCCUCGGCGGACGACUACAACGACGCCGGCGGCGUCACUGCCGGAGGCCGCGAUUCGAUCAUGUACCCGCCUCCUCGCGAGCCCACCGCCGCGCCUGGCUACAGCAAGCCCUCUGUUCCCGAGCCUCCCGCAGCCAAGGCGACCCACGACGACGCUGUCUCCACCCACACGUCCAAGACGCGCAAGACCAACCAGACCGUCUCAUCGGUCCCUUCGCACAAGGUGGCCUUCCAGGAGUUCCACGCGCAGCUCGGCGUUCGACUGCUCAAGGGCAGCAUCGGUCCCAUCCAGGACGUACCCAUGAUGCUCAAGUCGGGCUACCGUCACGUGUACGUGAGCCGCAGCUUUGCGCUCAACCACGGCUUCAUCCCCAAAGACACCACCCCGGGCACCUACGGGUUCAACGGUAUCACCAACCUCGGCAAGUGGCCGGUGCAGGUGGGAAGCAAGGCCGUGCCGUGCACCGUGAUGCUGGCUGAAGACAGCUACUUCCCCGUGAUCUUGGGCAGGAGCUUUAUGGAGAAGCGCGGUGUCAGGACCGACCCGAUCGAUAUGACCAGCGUCACGUUCAUGGACAAUGGCGAGCGCGCUGAUGUCGAGGUGGUGGUCGUUAGGGACGAGCACGGAGAGCCUGUUCCCAUCCCUUGA
Molecule: messenger RNA, 1059 nt
Organism: Kalmanozyma brasiliensis GHG001
Lineage: Eukaryota; Fungi; Basidiomycota; Ustilaginomycetes; Ustilaginales
Exons: 4
Coding region: 1-1059 (352 amino acids)
Source: RefSeq, a predicted model, not a curated record